Molecule: messenger RNA, 702 nt
Organism: Suillus bovinus
Lineage: Eukaryota; Fungi; Basidiomycota; Agaricomycetes; Boletales; Suillaceae
Exons: 2
Coding region: 1-702 (233 amino acids)
Source: RefSeq, a predicted model, not a curated record
AUGGAUGAUCAAUCAUCACUAUGGCUCACCUUGGAUCUUCUGCCACUCAAGUCCUUGGUGCUUUACAUGGGCAUCCACUUCAUCAACUGCAUCACCAUGUCCCAUGUUUUGAAGAACCUUACCCAUCUUGAUCUCAUUGACAGCGAGGUGCUCAGAAAACCCGAUACAGGCUUGGAGGCUCUUCAUUCUUUGACCCACAUAUGUCUGGUGCUUCAGAUGGAUAGUUCUCAUCCAGCUGCAAUCGUGCGUCUGGUCGGUAAUGCACGCCUCUGCGUACUGGCGUUUCGCGUGAAAGAUUCACACAGUCGCAUUGAAUCUUUCCUGGAAGGAUGUGGAAUCCAAGAUGAGCGAAUUGUGCUAUUAUCUACCGUGAUGAGGAAAAGAUUAGGCUACCGAAACCUAAGAAGAGUGAGUGGUUUGUCGCAAGCAUCGCCAGUAGAUUAUCCUAAGCGAUUUGAACAGAAGGGCAUCGCUGCUUGUCACACGAAAGCAUCAUCGGACUCGCGGGUUAUGACCAUUGCGAGAGCAGCCCUGAAGGCGAUCUCGAAGACGAUCUUGAAAGUGAUCCUGGAAGUGAUCCUGGAAGUGAUCCUGAGUGUGAUCUUGACACUGAGCCAUGCCCGACUUAUAGCAUGGCGAGGACAGAGGGUCACUAAAGAGAUUCCAGCCAUUCAAUGGACCAUGGCAGGAGUGGAAGCUUGA